AUGAAGCGCGAGGUUCUUGAGCCUUCACGGAGGAAGACUCAGGCGGCUCUUCCGGCAGCGGGCGCGUGCCGCACCCCGCACCCGCGGGCAACGCGCAGCAGCAAGCGCUCCGUCUCUGAGCGCGAGGCGCAGCCCGCGCCAAAGAGGCCUCGAUCCGACAAGGGCAAGAGCAAGCAGCGGAGCAUGGACACUACAUCUGAGAGAGCGGACGAGCCUGCUGGUGACGCGCCUCGGCGCGGAAACGAGGCUGCCGCCUCGAGCAGUGGCGGUGGCUCUUCGCACGAGCCGAGCGCGGCGCAGCAGCGCGCCGAGGCGCGGCAGGCGGCGCUCGAGGCGGCCGAGCGCGAGGCGCUCGAGAUGCUCGACGAGUCCUCCGCGCGUGCGCGCGCCGGUGCGCCGUCCUGGGGCGGGCCGUCCCACGCGCUGCAGGGUCUCCUCCGGAAGCUCGGCGCCGGUCUGGACGACCUGCUUCCGAGUGCGUCGUCGCACGGGCGACUCAAGACGAUUCUCGCUGGCCUCAAGGGCCCCGACGAGAGCAUGCAGCUCGCGUCGCUCACCGAGCUCUGCGAGGUGCUCUCGAUUGGGACUGAGGAGUCCAUGUCCUCGCUGUCCGUCGACGUCUUCACGCCGCUGCUGAUCUCGCUGCUGCGGCAGGAGCACAACCCAGACAUGAUGCUGCUCGCCUCGCGCGCACUGUGCCACCUCAUGGACGCCAUCCCCUCCUCCUCCGCCGCCAUCGUCCACUUCGAUGGCGUGCCUCUCUUUUGCGAGCGGCUCCUGUCGAUCGAGUACAUUGACCUGGCGGAGCAGGCGCUGCACGCGCUGGAGAAGCUGUCGCAGGAGCACCCGCUCGCAGUCCUCCGCGCCGGCGGCAUGCUCGCCGUCCUGCAGUACGUCGACUUUUUUGCGAUGGGCGUGCAGCGGCGCGCGGUCGCCACGGCGGCAAACAUGUGCCGCGGCUUGCCGGUCGAGUGCGCGCACUUGGUGGCGGAUUCGGUGCCGUUGCUCUCCAACUUGCUCUCCCACCACGACCAGAAGCUCCUCGAGAACGUCUGCCUCGCCUUCGCGCGCCUCGCCGAGGCGUUCUCCUACUCGGCGCCGCAGCUCGAGAUGCUGGCCGCGCAGGGCCUCCUCCCGAACGUCCUCCGCCUGGUGGGUGGCAUGGCGUCGCCGGGCCAGUCCGACGCCCCGGUGGCGGUGUCGGACGCGACGUACACGAUGCUGCUGCGGAUGCUGGCGACGCUCUGCCACGGUUCGGCCUCGCUGUGCAAGCAGCUGCUGCAGCUCGACGCGUCGUCGACCCUGCACGACGUCCUCUCCGCCGACGCCACCGCCUCGCAAGGCAGCGGCUUUGCCGCCGCAAUCUCGCGGCCGCACGACCAGUUGUACCAGGUGCUCGCGCUCGCGCACGAGCUGCUGCCGCCGCUCCCAAAGGGGUCGCCCUUUUCGGCGGGCGCGGCGCGGCUGCUGGCGCCGAAGCGGCGCUCCAAGCGGAACCCGGAGGGCGAAGCUGCGCCGGUGGCCGACAGCAGCGCCGGCGAGCGAACGCCCACCGAGCGCGAGCAGGCGCUGCUCGACCAGCCCGAGCUCGUGGAGCUCUACGCGAGUCGGCUCUUUGCGCUCUUCAUGCACGUCCACUCGGGUGCGGUCAACGCGAGCGUGCGCUCCAAGUCCCUCUCGUGCAUGGCCAAGGUGCUGCACUUUUACCCCGCCGCCGGCUUGCGCGACAUGGUCCGGAGCCACGCCAUCGCCGCCUUCCUCGCGCCGCUCAUCACGUCGCAGGAGCACGCGUCGGCGCUGCUCGCCCUCCACAUGGCCGAGAUCCUCAUGACCAAGCUCCCCGCCGUCUACACGGACAAGUUCCUUCGCGAGGGGGAGGUUGCAGCGUCCGUCGCCUCGCGCGCGGCGCGAUUCCACGAGAUGUUUGUUUCGAGCAACCCGACUCUCGCGGCGGCGGUCACGUCGGGGGAGGGAUCGGCCACGUUGCGCAAGCUGCGCUCGCUCGCCACCUCACUCUCGGACGAGUCGCUGUACUCGACCGUCAACCCGAAGGUGCCGCUCGCCGGGUCGUGGACGACCUUUGCGGACGUGCGCGCGUUGCGGCAGCUCGCGUCGCUGCUCGACGAAGUCGGCGACGGCGUCUCCACCUUCGAGCUCGCGAAGUCGGGCCUCGUCGAGGCGUUGCUCACCUACCUCACGGACGCGGACGCUGUGCCGGCCGAUGUCGCCAACCGCGCAGCCGCGCUUGAGCGACGGCGCGUGCGGUUGCGCGUCUUCUGCGCCGAGUCUGGCGCCGUGGCCCAGGCGCCUCCCGCUCUGGGUCUGCUGGUGGGCAAGCUGCAGGACGCGCUCAACAUCGUCGAGCGGCUGCCGCUCGUGCUGAGCGACUCCUCCUCGUCGGACCCGCACUCGCACGGGCUCAAGGACUACGCCACCAACGUGGUGCUCAUCGAGCCGCUCGCGACGGUCGGCGCCAUCGAGGACUUCCUUUGGCCGAAGAGCGCCGGUGUUCCCGCGGGCCGCGGCGGCAAGGCGAGGCAGGGCCUCGCAAGCGUCGGCUCGUCGCUGCGGCCGGGCAACAGCGCUGUCACCGCGGCGGAAGGGCGUGGCCGGCAGCGGCUGUGGGGCGCCGUGUACACGCUCACCUACCGCCUCCCCAUGGAAGUCGACGAGCUCGGCGGUGGAGGCGGGCGGGGCAGUGUGGAGCCAGCUGGCAGCGGCCGAUCGUCCGAGGGCGAGGAGGGGGUGCGGUGCGCCGUUGAGGCGCACGGGGCAGGCGCGGUGCUCAAGCUGCUCUGGUUCCUGCACCGGCUGAACGAGCAUUGGGCACGGCUUUACUCGACCGCGGAGCUGAUGCGGCAGCUGCAAGACCCGCUCGCUCUCUGCUCGCGCUCCUUCCCGUCAUGGUGCGCCACGCUGGUCAACGCGUAUCCCUUCCUCUUCUCCUUCGGCACGCGCCGCCUCUUCCUGCACUCGACCGCCUUCGGCCUCUCCCGCGCGCUGCAGCGGUUGCACGCGCACGCGCACGAGGCCUCAUCCAGUUCCGCUUCCAGUGGCGCCGAGUCGAGGCUCGAGUCGCGGCUGGGUCGGUUGCCCCGCCAAAAGGUGCGCAUCUCUCGCUCGCGGCUGCUCGACUCGGCGGUGCGCGUGAUGGAGCUGUACGCGGCGCAGCCGGCGCUGCUUGAGGUCGAGUACUUUGGCGAGGUUGGCACGGGUCUCGGUCCCACGCUCGAGUUUUACGCGCUGGUCUCGCACGAUUUGCGCAAGGCGGAGCUCGACCUGUGGUACCACGAGGAGCAGCCCAUCUCCGAUGAGCCGCCCGCCGCGGCACCGGACAGCACCGAGGCGCCGCUCGGCGGCGCAGCGGCGGAGCGGGCGCGCGACAAGCACGAGAAGCUGGUGCAUGCGCCGUGCGGUCUGUUUCCGCGGCCGGUGGCGCAGGAGGCGGACGGAAGCGGCGUGCCCAAGCGGACGAUUCAGCUCUUCACCUUCAUUGGGCGGCUAUGCGCCAAGGCCAUGCUGGACGGCCGGCUCGUCGACCUCUGUUUCGCGCCGCCCUUUUACCGCCAUUUGCUCUGCUGCGAGCUCGGGCUCGAGGAUCUGCACGAUCUCUCGCCGCAGCUUUUCCGCUCGCUACACCAGCUGCAGGCCCUCGCUUCAGAGCGGUCCCGCCUCUUGCGCGCGGGGGGCAAGCCUGCCGAGGUUGCGGCCGCCGUCGCCAGCCUGACGCUGCACGGCUGCCCCGUCGAUCAGCUUGGGCUCGAUUUCACGCUGCCCGGUUUCCCCGAUUUCGAGCUCAAGCCGGGCGGCGCCGACGUUGACGUGACGAUUGACAAUUUGGGCGAGUACGUGCGCCUCGUCACCGACGCCCUCUUGGUGGGCGGCGUCCGCGCUCAGCUCGCCGCGUUUCGCCAGGGCUUCUCAGACGUGUUUUUGGUCUCUCGCCUUGCGCCCUUCACGCCGUCAGAGCUCGACGUCCUCCUCAAUGGCGCGCGCGAGCGGUGGGACAAGGCGACGGUGAUCGAGCUGCUGAAGUUUGAUCACGGCUACACGCGCUCGUCCGCCGCCAUCUCGCACCUGCUCGACGUGAUUGCAGAUCUGACGGACGCGCAGCUCGCUUCCUUCCUCAAGUUUGUCACCGGCAGCCCGCGGUUGCCCGUCGGCGGGCUCGCGCGCCUUUCUCCGCGGCUGACCAUCGUGCAGAAGAAGCCAGAGAGCGGCGUCUCGCCGGACGCGUACUUGCCGUCGGUGAUGACGUGCGCAAACUACCUCAAGCUGCCCGACUACUCCUCCAAGGAGGUGAUGCGCGAGCGGAUCCUCACGGCGAUCAACGAGGGACAGGGCGCCUUCCUCCUCUCGUGAGCAAGUGCGCGGCAACUGCUGCUUCCCUGGGCUUCCAUUUUCGGUAUGGCAUCAUCAUGGGCAUUGGGGGAUUGGCGCUGGUGGAGAGGCGCCUGGACCCCUUGGGAUAUGAGAAGAAGAUUGGCCCAGGUACGGAUUUAUCGAAUUUGCUCAAAAUCUGCA
Messenger RNA from Emiliania huxleyi CCMP1516, 4524 nucleotides. RefSeq lists its product as hypothetical. NCBI's taxonomy places the organism in Eukaryota, Haptophyta, Isochrysidales, Noelaerhabdaceae. Gene Ontology annotation, biological process: proteasome-mediated ubiquitin-dependent protein catabolic process; protein polyubiquitination. The transcript has 22 exons. The record is from RefSeq and is a predicted model, not a curated record. Gene Ontology annotation, molecular function: ubiquitin protein ligase activity. The coding region runs from base 1 to 4362 and encodes 1453 amino acids.